Messenger RNA from Procambarus clarkii (red swamp crayfish), 4169 nucleotides. Its product is annotated as AN1-type zinc finger protein 4. Lineage: Eukaryota; Metazoa; Arthropoda; Malacostraca; Decapoda; Cambaridae. The record is from RefSeq and is a predicted model, not a curated record. Gene Ontology annotation, molecular function: protein binding; zinc ion binding.
AGAAUACAGGCAGGCCGGGACCUCCGCGCUGCUUACGCUCUCUUCUGUCACCAUUUCUGUAAUUGCUAGUUGACUUUGCGGCUCCGUAACCCUCUGUGUAGAACUGUAACCCAAGAAGGAAUCAAACAGGGUAGGAAAGCGCCGAAUGAUCGUGAAACGAGAAAUGUAAGAUGACUGAGAGCGGCCAUAUUGGAGAUUAGACCAAAUCAAAUGUUGGAGGUGAAGAAUACAAACCACCAGUCCCCCAAGUGCCUUGAGCAAUGUGAUACUUCUGGAUGGAUCUAACUACCAAUUUGUGUCUUAAUAGCAAGUCCCUUUUAUUUAGCUUUUUCAAAACAUGGUGCCGUAUCGCAUAUUGUGAUGUAACUUAGUGGCCAGGGAGAGAGAGAGACAGAAUUUAUUGCAGCCUCUCAGCACGCAGCUUCGUGUCUGGAAGAUGGGAGCAAUAAUGCCUUAAGGAGAGUGGAAAGCAAGAGCGAAAGAGGAGAGAUAAAGAUGGAGGUGAGGACCCGCCGAGCGCCGCUGGCCACCUCGACAAGAUGGUGGGCGGUCUGAGCCACCCCCGGACGUCGCCCUGACCAGAAUGCGGGGCGGGGGAGGGAACAAGGGGCACCAUCAGCGUUUCCCUGGCGGCGGCAAGGACGCGCAAGGGUCCGGAUACUACUCCUCCGACUCCGACGAAGAGGAUACCAAUGGGCGGCGCCGCGGGUUGGGGCCUCACCUUCACCAGGAGGACCUAGAUGCAGACGACUCCAUCGCGCUGGACUCGUCGUAUCCCCCAGCAGGAGAGUAUGCCGACGACGAUGAGGAAGAGGAUGCCAUCGAGGUGACAGUGGAGACGCUUAUGGGGGACUCUUAUCGCGUGAGGGUCUCUCAGUGGGACACCGCUCUCGGGCUCAAAGGCCUCUUGUAUCGCACUCAAGGAAUCCCAACUAGCCACCAGCACCUAAUUUUGGGUGAGCGAGAGUUGCUGGACGAUUCGUGUCUGAUAGAACAAGGCGUAAUGGAUGGCUCGACCCUCCGGCUGGUGUUAUCUAUGCGUGGGGGACCCAUUAACGCUCGCCGGCUCCCCACCCAGGAAGACCUUCUCUGGCGCGAGGUUACUGAAUACAUCGAUGUCAACAGAGAUGACCUUUGGGACGGUGUUGGGGGCCGCACGGUGACCUUGCUUGUGCUGCGAGACGGAGAGAACGUCAACCUGUACCGCGUGGUGGAGAACCAGGACGGGUCCUUCUCGCCUCUCAAUGAGUCCUGGGGCUCCAUGGGCAGCAGCGGGCGGGCGGAGGAGCUAGCCAACCAGACACAACAAGUCUCGGAAGAAGAAGCCAAGACAAGAGCACGCAUGGUAGAGAUCAGGGCCCGCAUGGCGGAAAUGAAGAUCAGGAACAAGGCAAAAAGUGAAAAGGUGAAAGUAUCGCCCCCUUCAAGGAGAUCAUUAAGCCGAUCUUCUAAAGUUGGAACUGAGAAUCACGAGGACCUGCCCUCUUCGAAGCUGGACAUGUCCCAGGGACUAACUCGCAUUGCAGUUGGAAGUUCGAGGUCUAGCACACGCCAGCAUAGCGGGAGUAAGCUUCUCAGCACGGUAAACCGCCGGGGUGGACGAGUCUCACGGCCCACUACCCAGGAACGUUCAGAGUUUGUUCGAGCAAGCAUUGCAAGACCGACCCUAAAGGAAUUGCCCAAUGUCAAUCCUAUUCCCAUUGAUUUUAGCAGAAAGAAGCCCUUAGAGAAUAUCCGUCCACAAGGUGAUCGCAGUAGAUUAAACUCCGUAAAUGAAAGCACAGGAAGAGGACGGUUAUUUCCUCUUCCAGACACUCCUAAUACUCAAGUGCAAAGUAAACAUUAUGAUUCCUAUCGCAAAUCAAUAGUAAAACACGGGAAAGGGACGGACUCUGGAGGCCAUGGAACCGAGAGUGAAGGUGACAGAGAUACCUUUGAGGCUUGGCCUAGAAGAGAUGUCUCUAAGCCUCUUUAUAUGCUUCCUGAAACUACUAGAACUCGUACUCGUCGUUAUGAUGAUGGCCGCCUUAAUCGAUCUCAUAACCAAGCGCUUAUGCGUUCAGCUCAACAUACUGCGCACAUCCGGCCUAAAACUUCUCCUGAGGUUUUAGAACGGCGGCCAGGAACCUCAGGUGAUCUGAGCACUAUUGGCGAGCGUAUACACUUGCGGGCCCCCGAUGAUAAUCUUCGUAAAUUGUGUGACAUUCUUGGUUCAUCAAGAGGAAAUUCACGACAGUCGCAUCACUUGGCUAAUUCUCCACCAGAAACUACUUUUCCUAAGUCUAAUUUAUCCGAUAACCUGUCAACUAGUAAUGGUUUGUCACGUAGCCACAAAACUAACUCCGUGUCAGUGUCUUUGGCAUCCCUACGAAGUCGCGGUGGGACACCACCUUCCCCAGGGCCAGGUGCUCUGGUGGCUUCUGGGUCACGAGAACAGAGAGACAUAUUGCGGGGUCUGAUGCGAAGUCAAGGUGGAGCUUCCAGGCGGACUACUCCUGAAGAUGCACGUUUCCUCAACCGGCGCCCAGGAAGUGGGAAAGUAUCUGUCGCUUCCUCUCAUCUUCCUCCUUUCACACCUCGGCGGAAAGGGCGCCUGAAACAAAAGUGCCAGCAGUGUUCCAAACGUCUUGGUGUUGCAACAACUUACGAAUGUCGCUGUGGUGGCAUCUUCUGUGCUCAGCAUCGUUAUGCAGAGACACACACCUGCACUUAUGACUAUAGAGCAGCAGGUCGAAAUUUCAUCCAGAUGUCUAAUCCUUUGGUAGCACCCAAUAAAUUGCCCAAAAUUUAGGUAAACUUUUAUGCCUUUUAACUGUGAUGAAAAUCUUGCCAGGCAUCAUUUAGACAGGAUGUGAUGUGUACAUAAGUUCCAAUGUUCGACAGGCCGUUACCUGAACUCAACACAAGGGUGUUGGUUGCACUUAUAUUGACAGUACAUAGUGCCUCGGAGUAAUAUUAAUUACUUUUUAUAUCAGGAUACUGCACAUGAUGGAUUUAGUUUACAAUAUCUAUAUCUCACUCAAAAUCAAAACUUACUAUGUAUAUUAAGCAUUGUUCAGGGAACCUAUGUUUUUAUAUUCAUUGUACUAUAUAUGAAAAAUGUAGAAUAUGCUGUACAUAUGUUCCACAAAAUUAGCAAUACCACAUCUCUUGUAUAUUAAUUAUGCAGAAUACCCAUUUUGAAUCAUGUCAUGUAAGAUAUACAUAACUGCUCAAGAUCCCACAGCACCAAGGUAACCUAGAGGAAGAGCUUAGUGUGUACAAAAUUGAAAAAAGGUAAGAUCAAGGUUAUCGAGACAAAUCGUGGAUCUGGCCUAUCUACUGAUUUCAUUGUUUAUGGAUAGCUUGUGUAUAGACCUUAGUAAUUUACCCUUGCUCUUUCAGUGACACAUUAGCUAUAUAUAAUACUUAAUUUUGUAGAUGUUACUACAAAAUAUAUAAUUUAAUUAUUACUGGAGUAAUAAUUAAUCGCCGACUCAUUACAAAUUCGCUGUGACACUAACUGCAAUCACUAAUUUGAUAAAGACUGCUUUACAUCGCAUACAGUAUAAGAGAAUUAAAAAUUAAAUACGAAUUAUUAUGAGUAGCAUUAAUAAUGUUUAAGUCAAGUAAAACAAAGUGUCAUAAUUAACACCAGUGGGAUAAAGUGUUAUCUGUUCCACAGACAUGCCUUUUUCUGUCAUUCCAUGGGUGUGCGCGUGUGAGAAGAUGGGUAUAUAUUAUUAUUGCAAUAGAUUUAUGCUUCAAACUGAAAGUAUUUUUUAUCGUGUUUACUACUUUGGUAGUCAAACUAAUAUUUUGAAUUCGUUAAUAAAUAUGUGCAACCUUAAAUUUGGUUGAACUCCAUUUUGCUAUUUUGUCUCUCGACUCUUUAAGGUUGGCACUGUCAGACCAGGGGUGACAUACGCUAAGAUUGGCACUGUCCGACUAGGGUUGACACACACUAAGGUUGGCACUGAAUGAUUAGGCUUUCCACAAAAUAAUGCAUCAGUAGUGUAGCUAGAUGCAUCGUUGUCCUGAUAUGUUGGUAAGCAUACUUAGUAUGUCUUCAUUCGACAAAUUAUUGAUCAUUUACAAUAUUUCACUUAAUUUGAUUGAUAUAAUUUCUCACAAACAUCUCUGCUUUAUAUGACAUGCAUUCCUGUAAAAUGUUACUUUUCUUUUCUUGA